AUGGAUCCAGAACGUCGUUGGAAGCUCGUGCUGGACAACCAUCUCUGUCGCACGUGUCUCGGUAAGCAUGGUCGUAGGCCGUGUAAAUUACAAUCAACCUGUGGAGUGGAAAGCUGUCGUAUGCGUCAUCACCCACUGCUGCACGCGGCGCUUUACAAGCAGGACAAAACUGCAAGGGAAGAAUCCAAACUAGCAGGGGCUGCAACCGAGAACAUUGAGAAGGUGAACGCACACCACAACCCAAAGCAAUCAGUUCUGUUCAAAUUUCUUCCUGUGCGUUUGUUCUGGAAGGAAAGGUCGGUGGAGACUUUCGCGUUCCUUGACGAUAGGUCGAACGUUACUCUUGUGGAAGACUGGGUAGCGAAACGUUUGGGAAUUGACGACGAUGAAGAUCUACCACUGUGCAUGAGUUGGACAGGCAACGUUACCCGCUAUGAACCCAAUUCACAACGAGUUUCGCUAGAGAUUGGUGGUGCAUCCCUCUCGGCAAGGUUCAUGCUGAACGACACCCGUACGGUGAAGAAUCUCGGUCUUCCUAGGCAGUCUUUGAAUUUCGGAGAGUUGGCUCAACAGCACUCCCACUUGAAGGGAAUACCUUUAAACAGCUAUGAAUCUGUUUCUCCUGGAAUCCUGAUCGGUUCCAACAACGCCAGUCUAAUAGCAGCUUUGAAACUGAAAGAGGGUCAACUUAGCGACCCGAUUGCUUGUAAAACUAGGCUUGGUUGGACACUCUCGGGGAUGGCAGAAGAGGGCGACAGCUCAGUUAAAGUGAGUCUACACAUCUGUGCGCGUAGCCAAGACAGUGAAUUACACGAUCUAGUGAAAGAAUUCUUCUCCGUGGACAGCGUAGGAGUAUCGGUGGAAAAGGGUCCAGAGUCCGAUGAUGAUAAGCGGGCUCGUUCGAUUCUGGAGCGGACAACCAGACGCGUGUCGAACCAGUUUGAGACGGGACUCAUGUGGCGUUACGAUCAGUUUAAGUUCCCCAACAGCUUUGGUAUGGCGAAGCGAAGGUUGGAGUGCUUCGAGAGGCGGAUGAAAGCAGAUCCAGAACUUCGAGAAAGCGUUCAGCGACAGAUUAUCGAGUAUCUGCAAAGCGGCUACAUCCACUUGGCGACCGCGGCAGAACUGAAAUCGGCGGACCCUGGUAGGGUGUGGUAUUUACCGUUAGGGGCCGUUCGAAACCCGAAGAAACCCGGGAAAAUUCGGCUAGUCUGGGACGCUGCAGCGAAGGUUCAGGGUGUCUCAUUUAACAGUAUGCUUCUGAAAGGUUCUGAUCUCCUAACAUCGCUGCUGGAGGUUCUGUUCGGAUUCCGCGAGCGGAAAGUAGCGAUCUGCGGGGACUUGAAACAGAUGUUCCACCAGUUUCGAAUUCUACCUUGCGACGUUCACUCACAAAGAUUCCUAUAUCGGAAAGAUCCCUCGCACGCAAUCCAGGUGUACGUGAUGGAUGUAGGUACGUUUGGAUCUACGAGCUCGCCAAGUCAGGCACAAUUCAUUAAGAAUUUGAACGCUGAAGAUCACAAAAACGAGUUCCCUAGGGCAGCCGCAGCAAUCGUGUCCAAGCACUACGUCGACGACUAUUUGGACAGCUUCGACAGCGUAGACGAGGCCAUUAAAGUGGCUUUAGAAGUGAAGCAAGUACACGCGAAUGGAGGAUUCAUGAUAAGGAACUGGCUUUCCAAUUCAGAGGAGGUUCUUCGACGAGUCGGGGACCCUGGACCCGAUGAAGCCAAGUUGAUCGAAAUCAAUAAGGAGAAGGCUGUUGAGCGGGUUUUGGGGAUGUCCUGGAUCCCGAAGGAUGAUCAAUUCAUGUACGACGUGGAUUUGAACGUGAACGGGAUUACGCCGACGAAGCGCAACCUGCUACGGUGCGUUAUGAGCAUCUUCGAUCCAUUGGGGUUGCUAUCCCACUUUCUGGUCCACGGACGGAUUAUCAUCCAGGAUAUCUGGAGAACCCAGGCAGGCUGGGACGAAGGAGUUUCCGGUGAAAUAAAGGAGAAAUCGCGCCGUUGGAUUGCUGGGUUUGAAGAGCUUUCGAGGAUGCGCAUCGACCGUGCGUACUUUCCUGGAUUCUCAUCUGCAGAGAUCGGUCCAUUACAACUCCAUGUAUUCACGGAUGCGAGUGAGGAUGCAUACGCCUGUGUGGCCUAUCUUCGGGCGGAAAUCAACGGGAAUAUUCACUGCGCUCUCGUGAUGUCGAAGGCCAAGGUGGCGCCGCUGAAAGUCUUAUCCAUUCCUCGUCUCGAGCUUCAAGGUGCUGUCUUGGGUGCUAGGGUAGCGAAGACUAUUAUCGCAUCUCAUUCACUAUCCAUUGUCCGUCGCGUAUUGUGGACCGAUUCGGAAACCGUGCUUGCCUGGAUAAAAUCGGAUCACAGACGUUACCGACAGUUUGUCGCCUGCCGAAUAGGGGAGAUCCUGGAUAAAACCAAUGGUGAAGAUUGGAAUUGGAUCCCGUCGAAGCAAAAUGUCGCGGAUGAAGCAACUAAGUGGGGAAAAGGUCCCUGCUUCGGUCCCAACUCCAGAUGGGUUCGGGGUCCCGAGUUUCUACGUCGUCCGGAAGCAGAGUGGCCGAAGAAAACUACAGCGCAACCGUUGGAGACUACUGAAGAGCUACGUGCUUGCUUGAUUCAUCGAGAGGUCGUCGUAGAACAUUUAGUGGAUUUCAGACGCUUCUCAAAGUGGGAGCGCCUGCUGCGAACGAUUGCGUAUGUCGUCCGAUGCUUCGAUAAUGCCCGUCGUCGCAGAUUGGGGAAACCAAAAGAAAUUGGGAGGUUGUUGCGCGAUGAGUUACAGCGGUCGGAAUCAGUUCUUUGGCGUAUGGUACAAGCCGAAGUCUAUCCGGACGAAGUCGCCGUGCUGCUUAGUGGGAGCCCGGUGAGGAAGAUUGAUAAAACGAGCAAAAUCUACAAGUUAUCGCCGUUCGCUGACGAAAGGAGUGUCCUACGCGUGGACAGUCGGAUUGGAGCUGCAACGAGUGUGACAUAUGAUUUCAAGUUUCCCAUAAUUCUACCACGUUACCACCGGCUUACUGAACUCCUCGUCGAUUGGUAUCACCGGAAGUUCCGGCACGCAAAUAACGAGACUAUAGUGAAUGAAAUCCGACAGCGUUUCCAGAUACCGAAUCUCCGCACAGUUAUACGCCAGGUCACAAAGAAUUGCCAGAGCUGUAAAAUUCGUAAGGCAUCUCCCGUUACUCCGAAGAUGGGUCCAUUACCUGCGGCACGAUUGGAGCAGUGUAGCCGACCGUUUACCUACGUAGGUAUCGACUAUUUUGGGCCGAUAUCGGUCAAAAGAAGUCGCAGUCUCGUGAAAAGGUGGGUCGCCUUGUUCACGUGUCUUACCGUUAGAGCCAUCCACCUGGAGAUCGUGCAUUCCCUCACGACAGAGUCUUGCAAGAUGGCCAUCCGUCGCUUCAUUGCUUAUCGAGGUGCGCCCAGCGAGAUAUACACCGAUAACGGGACGAACUUCAAGGGUGCUAGUCGCGAGCUACUGCAGGAACUCAAAACCAUCAACAACGGUCUAGCUAACACCUUCACGGAUGCCAACACGAAGUGGGUCUUCAAUCCCCCCUCCGCCCCACACUUUGGAGGUGUGUGGGAACGCCUUGUACGCUCCGUCAAGGUUGCAAUGGCAUCGCUGCCCGCUUAUGGGAACCCAGAUGACGAAACGCUACAAACAAUCAUGGCUGAAAUCAGUGCCGUAAUCAAUUCGCGGCCGCUGACCUUCAUACCUCUUCAAUCGACGGAACAGGAGGUUUUAACGCCGAACCAUUUCAUUCACCUGAGUUCAGACGGAGUCGUGCGUACCAGAAAACCAUUAUCAGAGUGUCAUGGAGUCUGCCGUACCAACUGGGAUAUGUCAAGGCUGAUGGUUGACCAGUUCUGGAAGAGGUGGACGAAAGAGUACUUGCCAACCAUCUCGAUGAGAACAAAAUGGUUCGACGAAACGAAGGCUCCGCAAAUAGGAGAUCUUGUGGUCCUGGUGGAGAAAAAUGUUCGCAACGGAUGGAUCAGAGGUCGCAUAAUCUCGGUGGUGACAGGACGCGAUGGCCGCGUACGACAGGCCGUCGUCCAAACAAACGACGGAGUUUUUCGUCGUCCUGUAUGCAAGAUCGCGGUACUGGACGUGCUUUCAAAGGGUAAAACUGAGCAGCUUUACGAGUCGGGGAGUGUUACGGACACUGGCAGCACUGCCGUAUCUGUUCCGCGAUCAUUGUCGAAUCCCUCGAUAACUGACAAUCUUGCUUCUAGACAAUCCAACCAACAUUGCCACUUUCAACAAAACCAUCAUGGAACGGUCGAAACCUCCUUCCUAAAAACGAAAACCACUCCGGGGAAAAAAGCGUUGCAUUGGUGGUCCGAGGACAUCAAAGGUGAGGUCAAGAAACGGAGAAACUUUCUGCGUGCGUCCAAACGACUACGAAUCGGAGACCUGAUGAAGGAAGCUGCCAUGAACAGGGCACACACCCCCAUUCUUCAAGUGGAUGGUAUAAUCCUCAGCAAUCCGGCAGAUACUUCUAACGCGCUCGGGGAAUAUUUCACGGGACUGUCCUCAAUUUCCGGAUAUGAGCCCGAGUUCAUCCGUCGACAGGGAGCGGAUAUCACUUCGGUCAGCAACUUUGUGGUCUCUGUGAGUCUUCCUAAUAAUCCUCUCAACUGGAACUUUCCAUCGCCCUACGUUCCGCCAAAGCGGAAGCUGCUCGACGAAGCAGCGAAACGGCAAGGUUCCAUUUCAAGUUCUGCAUUGAAAGUCAUCCACGACGGUAAGGAGAAAAAACAAAUCGUUUGUCACUACUGCAAAAACCUGGAACACAAGCAGAGCGAAGGCCGGAAGUUGGUUCGUGACUCGGAGAAGGGAUCCAAAACUGCUGAGAAACCCUCCAACAGGAAGGAAUCAGUGUCCUUCGCCCUAGCUGCAGGAUUAGUAAUAGUAAGCAGUAGAACCAAACCAUGGAUAGUAGAUUCCGACGCAACGCGACAUACCGUCGCUGAUCAAAAAUUUUUCCGAGAGCUGCGUGAAAGUGAAGUUAAAUUCGUUAACCUGGCAGACGGCAAGCAAGCGGUCGUACGAGCCGAGCCGGUUUUCGUCGGGAAGUUACGUUAA
Messenger RNA from Toxorhynchites rutilus septentrionalis, 5103 nucleotides. RefSeq lists its product as uncharacterized. The transcript is spliced from 4 exons. The coding region runs from base 1 to 5103 and encodes 1700 amino acids. Gene Ontology annotation, biological process: DNA integration. The record is from RefSeq and is a predicted model, not a curated record. Gene Ontology annotation, molecular function: nucleic acid binding. NCBI's taxonomy places the organism in Eukaryota, Metazoa, Arthropoda, Insecta, Diptera, Culicidae.